AAGGUUAUUGUUUAUUAAGAAAAGGUCGUUAGAUAUUACUUUUUUAUGUGUCAAUCUAAUUGAGAUGUUAUGGUACCCAUAACAUUCGAAGACAACGAGUACAUUCCAAAAUCACUCUGACUCCGGCAUCUUUACCCUUGGCCAUGAACCUCCCUUGGAUUUUUGAUUCACGCAACUCUUCCUCCGAUCCAAAAUGAAGAAAAAAAGAAGGGAGAUUCGACCCUAGUUCUUCCCCUUACAAUAACUGGAAUGAAAAGGGAAUGAAUACCAAGACGCAUCCGGGAAUAAAGGAUUGAUCUCUCUUAAUAGACCGGCUGUGAUGAACUUCGACCUCCGAUACUUUUUUUUUUUUUUUUUCUAAAAGUAAAGAAGAAGUUGCAGCAGUCUGAAGCUUGGAAGGGUGAGAGACAAUAAAAGAGUAAAAUUUAAUGGGAAUCUAAAGCCAUUAGAAAGAUGUAACAUGAAAAUGACUAGUCAUAUGCAUACAUAUAAAUUAUAAUUAAAUCCUCCCACACACACUCCUAUAAAUACUAUCUUCAUCUUCUUUCACUCCACCAAAAGCACACUACUAGCUGUUAAAAAAUGUCAAGGAGCAGUAGUAACAGUAGUAUAAUAGAGCCAUUAAUAGUGGGAAAAGUAGUAGGAGAUGUGGUUGAUAAUUUCGUUCCAAAUGUGAAAAUGAAUGUUAUUUACAAUUCCUCUAAACAAGUCGCCAAUGGCCACGAGCUUCUCCCUUGUCUUAUCUCCUCUAAACCUCGUGUUGAAGUUGCCGGUGACGACAUGAGAUCAGCUUUCACUUUGAUUAUGAUCGACCCAGAUGCUCCAAGCCCAAGUGAUCCUUAUCUGAGGGAAUACCUUCACUGGAUGGUAACGGACAUUCCUGGUACCACUGAUGCUUCUUUUGGGAAGGAGAUAAUGAGUUACGAGAGUCCAAAGCCACAUAUUGGGAUUCAUCGUUACGUGUUUGUGUUGUUCAAGCAACGAGGGAGACAGACGGUGAGAUUGUCCUCCUCCUCCUCCUCCUCCUCUUCAAGAGCCAAUUUUAAUACUAGAAACUUCUCUGAAGCCAAUGGCCUGGGCCUCCCCGUUGCCGCUGUUUAUUUCAAUGCUCAAAGAGAAACUGCCGCUAGAAGAAAAUGAACAACUAACAAUAUAAAGACCUGGGGGAUGGGUUUUUUUCCUUCUUUUUAAUUUUCUUUUUUUUUUUUGGGUCUUUCUCUCUCUCUCUCUCUCCAUUUACCUUUACUUCAGCUUUCUGGUCUUUGAGAGGUUUUUAUUUCUAUUGCAAAUAAAGUAUCCAUCUCUUUGGUUCGUC
Messenger RNA from Cucumis melo (muskmelon), 1315 nucleotides. Its product is annotated as CEN-like protein 1. Gene Ontology annotation, biological process: flower development; vegetative to reproductive phase transition of meristem. The transcript has 3 exons. The record is from RefSeq and is a predicted model, not a curated record. The coding region runs from base 583 to 1140 and encodes 185 amino acids. Lineage: Eukaryota; Viridiplantae; Streptophyta; Magnoliopsida; Cucurbitales; Cucurbitaceae.